AGCUGCUUUUCAAGGCAGUUACAAGCACUAUUUAUUUCCCGUUUGCUUUCCCAUCGUCACAGAUGAGAUUCGCGUCGGAGUUUUGCGCAAACUUUUCCACCCAUCGGAUAUGAUUUCUGGUGUGGAGGACUGUUCCAGCAACUAUGCCAGAGGAAACAUCACAAUUGGAAAGAUUAUGAUCGGGCAGGUGAGGACAUAA
Molecule: messenger RNA, 199 nt
Organism: Protopolystoma xenopodis
Lineage: Eukaryota; Metazoa; Platyhelminthes; Monogenea; Polystomatidea; Polystomatidae
Source: the annotation of a GenBank genome assembly